Messenger RNA from Gigantopelta aegis, 4936 nucleotides. Its product is annotated as transmembrane protein 179-like. The record is from RefSeq and is a predicted model, not a curated record. The transcript has 4 exons. The coding region runs from base 33 to 719 and encodes 228 amino acids. NCBI's taxonomy places the organism in Eukaryota, Metazoa, Mollusca, Gastropoda, Neomphalida, Peltospiridae.
CCUUGUUGUCGUUUGUGUCAAAUCUUGUCAACAUGGGUUUAGGAAACAUCAUGGUUUUGGGACAAGUCAUAGCAUUUCUUAUGUCAUUUAUAUUUUCUUUUUUCAUUUUUGUUCCAAUAUCUGUAAAUCUGAAUGAAUUUAAUGGUAAUUGUUUGUUAUAUGCUUCUGGAACAUGGAACACCUCAAAAGGGUCAAGCUAUUUAACAGGGAUCAGCUGGGGACCAUCCAGUGCUUGUAAUUUUUCCGUGUUUGUGGGUGUGGUGGUCAUGCUGCUUUCGUGUUUUUAUAUUGUAUGGCAUUCCAUGUAUUUGUGUAGAGGAAUUGACAGUUCCUGGUUGGCUGCAUUUCUUACCUGUAUCUUGUGUAUUGUCAUAUCAAUAAUAUUGUUUGCUUCGGCACUGACAGUCAGUGUAGGAUUUAAAGAGUGGUGCCAUCUCCUUACUCUUCCAGAAGCGCAGAUUGAAAGUUGUGAAGAUGGGCAAUAUCUCAUAUUUUUGCCUCCAACACUGAAGAUUGAUACAUCUCAAUAUUACACAGAAAUGGAGAUGGCACAAUUUGGCUUGUGGACAACAUGGAUUUGCUGGGUCAUCGUGUCCAUGAUGUCAGUGAUCAGGAUGUAUUCCUUCAACCGCGAGGAGGCUUUCCUCACCAGCAUGGACCGUGAGCGGCAGAGACUGCUCCAGCGCUGGCAGCCAUCCAGUCAGUAUGAACAAAUCUGAGAUGUCUCCAUGGUUACAAGCCUCAGUCUGGCUGUCCACAGCUGAACAUAUCAAUGUUUGUGAUUAGUGCUAAAAUACCUUGAAUUUGGGCUGUCUGAUCACACGAAGAACCAGCACAUUUCUGCAGCUGAACUUUCUGUCAAUGAUACAUGUAUCUUGUAUAACAACCACUGUGUAUAAAAUACAUUCUGUAUAUCAGUCACUGUGUAUAAAAGACACCCUGGAUUAUAACUGUGUUUGAAGGACAAAACACACUAUAAAAAGAACACAUCCAAAAUAUGCCUUCAAUCAUACAUAUACAGCUGUAUCCUUUAACCUUUCUGUAAAGACAACUUACAAAUAUAGGCUUUAUCUUUGGAAUGUUAAAAAUUAGUGUCUUGUGUGACCACCCUGAGGAUUCACAAGUAGUAAUAUUCUUGUGGGAUUGAUAAAGGAUUGCAAUACAAUUGUGUACAUGAAAACCCCCACUGAAGAUGGCUUGCUACACUGGUUUUUACGCUACAUGUUAAACCAAAUGCAGCAACCGGUCAAAGUAGUUUGCUCAGCUUAGUGAAAAAAUGGCUGACUGAUCUUAGGCUUGUUUUCAGUGUUGUGAAAAUCUUGGUAUGGUUAAAUUUGUGGAUGCCUUUUAAUACCUACAUCAUGUGCAGCUUGCAGGGCAACCAACCUAAUGAAAAACAAAUUCCAGAAUUUUCUGAUACUUUCAUUUUUAAGUGUACAAACUAAUUUUUGUAAAAAAAUAAUUUAAAAGUGUUUCAAAGUGCCAUUUUCUAAAACAAUAUGAAAAGUGUACAAAAAUUAAAUUUGUGACCAAUAUUUACAAAAUAACAGCAACCAAUAAAAUGAGAGAUAAAAAAUAUUUAAUUUGGAGAAUAUUAAAAUAUUUCAUUCGGAGAAUGUUGAAAUUAAUUUUAAAAAAUGGUUGAUUGUGAAUUUGAAUUUUUUUUAUUUUGCAUCAAUUCUGGAAUUCUAGAUAUGAGACAAAAAUCCCAGAUCCCAGAUUUUUUUUUUAUUAUUAUUUAUUUUUAGAAAAUUCCAUAAAGUUGGUUGCCCAGAGUUUGGUGGACCUAAUUUAUUAUUUUUAACUCAAAACAUUGUUGAAUUUAAUGACAGACAUAAUUUUAUGAAUGGUUUGCAUAAUAAGUAAGUGAUCCUGUUUCAUUUCAUUUCUAAUCUCAGUAGUAAACUAAGGUAAAUUGAAUUCUUCUAUCAUUGUAUACAUACAUACAUACAUACAUACAAUAUAUAGAUAUUCAUACAUCAAUAUAUACAUACAUACAUCUAUAUAUAUAUAUAUACAUACAUGUAUGUGUGUGUGUGUGUGUUUGUGUGUGUGUCUUCAAUACUAAUAUUACCAAUAAAGGCUACAUUUUUGUUACUAAAUGAAUGCAAAUAUACAGUAAUUAAUAUUUGUAUCAGUUCAGUUGAUAUGAACAUGUAAUUUUGCUGUUAUAAUUUCAUUAGGUCUGAUGUCUGAUCAAAUAGAUUUACUCAAAAUUUCACAAUCUGUCUACUAGUAUGGUAUAUAAAUUUGUGAAUUAUUAUAAAUAAAGGAAAAGAUAUUGUCUGUGACUAUGCACCUUUAAGUUUACUAAGACUAUUUGUAAAGCUAUGAUAUUUCAACAAUGGAUGGGAUGUAAUUCAGUGGUUGGGUUAAUCUGAGGUGAGAUGGGACUAAGUGGACUCACUGUAUUUUCAAAUUCCAACCAAUGUUCCAUGACUGAUAUGUCAAAUGCUAUGGUCUGUAUUAUCCAAUAUAUAGGAAAAGACUUAGAAAAGACCUCUUGUUCAGGUUUGGUAAAAGUAGCCCAUAUUUUAUUAGUGUGUUUCUCCUUUACACUCUAUACUGAAUGUCAGACACCAGGGCCCUGUUCCACAAAGUGAUCUUAGAAGCUAAGGUGAUCUUAGUGUUAUGAUAGCUUUGUGGAAUGGGGCCCUGACAGCUUAAUUUUUAAACAAACAUUUGUUUUCUUUCCUUUCUUAGGCCCGCUUUCGAUUAACACAGUUCAGCACAUGUUUUAUAGGGCAUGUUUACAUAUCUGCAUUUUUUCAAGUGGAAUACAUUUGUACUAUAGAAAAUUUGCCAAAAGUAAAUGCUUCACGAUACAACAUCACUGCGCUGAAAAACUUGUGCAUGGAAAAAUGGCUCAUUGAUCGACUUUUUUCCAGCGCACUGAAUACCUGUGCGCGGAAUCCUGUAUAUGGAAUAGGUACUAUGUAACUGCAUUGUAUUGAUAAACUUGCGCACAGAAACUUUUUAAUAAGUUGAGCCAUGACCUUAGUACAGCUGAAUACAGGAAAUUUCUGCCAUGAUCGGGUCAUAAAUUGUUCUCUUUUAUUAUUGUGCGAAUCUCAGUUUUAGUGUCACCAUUGGAGUGAUUUCAUAAUUAUUUUGUUAAUUGUGUAAUGAAAAUAAUAUAUUUUCACUGGAUUUCUCUACAAUGGCUAUGUUUUUAAUUAUACAUUCUGUGUAUUUAUUGUGUAUUAUUAUAAUAAUUUAUGCUAAUCAGAAGUUUGUUAAACUAAUAAAGGCACAUAUUCCAUCUUUUACCAAGUUAAGUACAUGUAUUUUUUUCUCACAAUUUUAUGGCACUUAUAAAACAUAUUGACUUGUAUUUUCUACAAUUGAUAUUCUAGUGAAAAUGAUUCCAGUUUUGUUCCUAGUUGUUUUGAGAAUACCAAUAGUUAUAACAACCACACAUACAUGUACUUACUUAUUAUGUCACGUACUCUUGCCUAUAAUACUAUACGUAUAUCAUAUGCAUGUGUGUACAUAACACAGUUUCACAAUUAUCAUGUCCUUUAUUAACUUAUAUGGUGUAGGAUAUUCAAAAUUAUAAAUAUUUUAUUCAGUUUUAACACAAAUGUAUAUUCCCUCAUCUUGUGGGUAUGGGUUGGUGCUUUUGUUUACAAACAUUCUUGUACAAACCCCUAACAAAAUGUCCUCAAACCUAGUGUUUGGAAUCGGUUAAAAUUGGUUGGCACGAGUGGAUCAACUUUCAAUUAGACAAUUGGUUAGAAGUAUAUGAAUAUGAGAAGGAUUUGAAUAAUAAGGACCAUGCACCCAUUGUGAGGUUCAUCGGGAUCUAAACCAUACAAAUGGCUAAUAUUACCUUUAAACAGUGGCAUAGUGUGGCUUGCCAGCACCCGGGGCAAGGCAAGUAUUGCGUCCCCUAACCAGUGGACCAUUAGCACUCCCCAAGUUUUUUCCACCAGUCCAGAAUUUCGCGUCUUGGGCAACCACCCUGGUGGCCCCGCUCAUGCUACGUCACUGCCUUUAAUAAAUACAUAUAUAUAUAUAUAUAUAUAUAUAUAUAUAUAUAUAUAUAUAUAUAUAUAUAUUUUUUUAUUCUGGUUUUUUUUCUCUUUAUGAACACAUGGAAAUAAACACACCUAAACUGGAGUUAUAAUAAUUAAAAUUUUCUCACACAAUCGAAUACUAGUAUGUUUUUUUAUAAUCAAUCAUCACAUCAGUAGCACCAAACCGAUAGUUUUCGAGCAUAAUCGAUCAUCAGGACAUGAUUACUCAAAUUUGCCUAAUGUUUAAGAGAAUAUGAUUAGUAAUGCAUUUGUUCUGGCAAAGUAAAGCACAGUCAGUAUGAGGAUUUGGCAGACGCUACUAGAAUCUCGUCCAGUUUAGUGCCUCUCAAUACGAGGAUUUGUUAAAAUGAUAUAACAUGAUUUGUUUUUGUUUUAUUGUCUCACAUUGACUGGGGUCAAAAGGCAAAAUCUAAUUCUAUGUAUUACUGUUCCGAUGACAACAUUGUCAAAUUUUGCAUUUAGCUUGGUUAUAUUUUCAUGUUUAGCUUCAGUUUUCACAAACUGUAAGUCCUAGAUGAAUGACACUUGUUUUAUAUGUUCAUCUCAAUACAUGUUUAAAAAAAGAAUUAAAUAAAAUAAUUAUUAUUAAUUCAUAAAAGAACUACAUUAAUAAUGAAUUUUACAUCAUAGUUUUAUAUCUUUAAAAAAAUAAUUUAAAUGUUUUAAUUAAUUAAAUUGUUUAACAUGCAGUGAGAUGAACAUCUAUGAGAGACACUGAAUCAGUUUAAAUGGCUGGUCAUAUAUUUUCUCAUUGAGAAAUAAUUUUUUUUAUUUCCCUGCUUAUAAGUGCAUGUUGGGGUAAUAAAAAUGUACAUAUUUUAAUAUUUCAGUUAGAUUUAUAUAUUUGAAACAAAUUUGCUAUUCUAUUUAUGUUAAAUAAAAUAUAUUUAUUCCAA